UUUUAUAAGUUAUAGUUUCAUCUUUUAUCUUUUGUAAUUUUGGGUUUUGUUUUGUUUUGUUUUGUUUUGUCUAUUUGUUCGUAAAUUUUUCUCAACAUUCAAUAAUAAAAUGGCAUCAUCCGAUUUUGAAUCUCAAUUGCGACAAUUGGUAGCACAAUCCAAACCAUAUAUGGGUAAAGAAAUCGCUGAAUUAGAAAGCAAUGUCAUCAAAGGUUGGUUACAGGAAGAACAAAUAAAAGUGAACAAAUUGUAUCAACAAAUUGAUCGUAUCUGUCGUUUGCAUGGUUCAAUAUUGCCCGCAAAAUUAUUCAAUGAAUCUCGUGAUACUAUAGAAAAAUUGGAAGAAUACAUUUUCAAAAUAAAAGAUGCUCUCUAUGAUUUAAAAUUUGUUGGCGGUUGUCAACGUUAAAAUGUUCGAUUCGUUGGCUUUUCUUUGGACUUUUGAUGACUACAUCCUUUUUGGAUCAUCUCAACAUUCACACACGCACACUGAAACAUUUCAAACCAUAUGAAA
Messenger RNA from Dermatophagoides pteronyssinus (European house dust mite), 514 nucleotides. RefSeq lists its product as uncharacterized. The record is from RefSeq and is a predicted model, not a curated record. Lineage: Eukaryota; Metazoa; Arthropoda; Arachnida; Sarcoptiformes; Pyroglyphidae.